AUGCUGCUGCGCUCGCAGAGCAGAAGUGCACUAGCGACACAUCAGCAAAAAUUUGAUUCAAUACCAGACGUGCGGCCCUACCCGCGGAUCCUGUGCCGUGCUUGGGAAGUUACUGCUGAAGGGCGCUGCGUGCUAUCACGCGACGUCGAGAAAAGCGAGCGUAAUGUAGAACACCACAAUAUGGUUCCUGUAUGGACUGUGCUGCGGAGGGCCGUGCUAGGUGAAAAGCAUGCGCUUUUCAUGCAUGCAGGACACUGGCUAUUCGGCUAUUCUUCGCGCUCCGCGAAUGCGACAUCUCUUGACGUUGAGAGGCUCUAUGCCAGUGGUGUUCCCGCCGUGUACUCGUUCACAGCCGGGGGUGCUUGUGGAAGUUCCGGUGAAAGCUGGAGGGACGGCGAGUGGUGCACGUUCACACAGGAGAGAGUGUGCACUUGGGAGGCGCACGUCAACAGUGUACUACGCGCUGAUUUUGCAUCAAGUAUGCGCAGGUCUCGCGGACCAUGCCCAAGAAUCUUCCGCGGUGCGCACAUGUUUGUCUGUAAGGUGGCGGAGUUGUGUCACAAGUGA
Messenger RNA from Rangifer tarandus platyrhynchus (Svalbard reindeer), 567 nucleotides. The record is from the annotation of a GenBank genome assembly. NCBI's taxonomy places the organism in Eukaryota, Metazoa, Chordata, Mammalia, Artiodactyla, Cervidae.